Messenger RNA from Zea mays, 3533 nucleotides. Its product is annotated as respiratory burst oxidase homolog protein E. Lineage: Eukaryota; Viridiplantae; Streptophyta; Magnoliopsida; Poales; Poaceae. Gene Ontology annotation, cellular component: plasma membrane. The coding region runs from base 285 to 3215 and encodes 976 amino acids. The record is from RefSeq and is a predicted model, not a curated record. Gene Ontology annotation, molecular function: NAD(P)H oxidase H2O2-forming activity; calcium ion binding; peroxidase activity. The transcript is spliced from 13 exons.
CGACAGACACCCACCGUUCGCCUGCUUUCGCAUCGUCCUCUUGGCUGGAAGCGUCCGCGGCUCGGCGCACCGAAUCCCAACCACCGGUAGUGCCGCAUAUACAUCGCCCUGCCGCUCGGCCCGGCUCGCGACAAGCAAGCUGAUCACCUGAGCAAGCUCGGUGAGGCCAAGCAGAGCGGCGCUCCAGUUCCAGCCAGGCCCCGGAGAUAUGCAGAUGCGGCGGUGAGGGCCGGGCCGGCAGCAGUGGUGCCUAGCUAGAAGCGUACGUAGGGGCGGGCCCAGCCAUGUGGGCGCCGUCGCGGGGGUCGUCGUCGGGGAGCGGGCGAAGGACCUGGCGCCGGCGCAUCGCGGACUACCUCGCCGACGACCAGACCGACGUGUCGGACAAUGAGUCCUUCAUCACGGCGCACAGCGACGAGCACGCCGCCCCGGCGUCCGGCGCCGGGGGAAUGCUGCCGGCGUUCCUCGCGGACCAGGGCGACCUCGUGGAGGUGAUGCUGGAGCUGGACGAGGAGUCCAUGGUGGUGCGCAGCGUCACGCCCACCGCCGCCGCGCUGUGCGGGCCCACGUCGCUGCCCCUGCCCGGCGCGCGGAGCCUGAGCCGGUGCUCGUCCACGUCGUCGCGGAUUCGCCGGAAGUUCGCGUGGCUGCGGUCGCCGUCGCCGCGCCCCCCGGCCGCGACCGCGGCGUCCGACCAGCAGGUGGUGGUGCGGGAGGCGGCGCUGGCGGCCCGCGAGCGGCGCCGCGCCCAGGCCCGCCUGGACCGGUCGCGGUCCGGGGCCAGGCGCGCGCUCAAGGGCCUCCGGUUCAUCAGCCGCACCACGGGCUCCUCCGACGCCGACGCCGGCGCCGGCGCCGGGCUCUGGCGCGGCGUGGAGGAGCGCUUCAACGCGCUCGCGACCGACGGCCUCCUCGCCCGCGACGACUUCGGCGACUGCAUCGGGAUGGUGGACUCCAAGGAGUUCGCCGUGGGCAUCUUCGACGCGCUGGCGCGGCGGCGGCGCCAGAACCUGGAGCGGAUCAGCAAGGACGAGCUCUACGAGUUCUGGCUGCAAAUCUCCGACCAGAGCUUCGACGCGCGCCUCCAAAUCUUCUUCGACAUGGUGGACACCAACGUGGACGGUAGGAUCACGAGGGAGGAAGUGCAAGAGCUGAUCGUUCUGAGCGCGUCGGCGAACAAGCUGUCAAAACUCAAGGAGCAGGCUGAGGAGUACGCGUCCCUGAUCAUGGAGGAGCUCGAUCCGGAGAACCUUGGCUACAUAGAGCUGUGGCAGCUGGAGGCGCUGCUCCUGCAGCGCGACGCGUACAUGACCUACAGCCGGCCGAUGAGCAGCGGCAGCGCGGCGCAGUGGAGCCAGGGCCUGAGCGGCGGCGCGGGCGCGGGCGGGCAGCCGUCGGCGCAGCAGCAGCAGGGCGUCGCGUCGCGGUGGCGGCGGUGGAGCCCGCGUCGCGCGGCGGCGCGGGCGCGCGUGGCGGCGGCGGAGAGCUGGCGGCGCGCGUGGGUGCUGGCGCUGUGGGUCGCGGCCAUGGCGGCGCUGUUCGCGUGGCGGUUCGUGCAGUACCGGCGGUCGGCGGCGUUCCGGGUGAUGGGGUACUGCCUCCCCACGGCCAAGGGCGCCGCCGAGACGCUCAAGCUCAACAUGGCGCUCGUGCUCCUCCCCGUGUGCCGCAACACGCUGACGUGGCUCCGCUCCACCUGGGCGCGCUUCUUCGUCCCCUUCGACGACAGCAUCGCCUUCCACAAGAUCAUCGCGACGGCGAUCGCGCUGGGCAUCUGCCUGCACGCGGGGAACCACCUGGCGUGCGACUUCCCGCGGCUGAUCGCGUCGGCGCCCGAGGAGUACCGUCUGGUGGCGCGCUUCUUCGGGCGGGACAGGCCCAGCUACCGCGGGCUCCUGGCGGGCGCGGAGGGCGUGACGGGGAUCGUCAUGGUCACGCUCAUGGCCGUGUCCUUCACCCUGGCCACGCGGCCGUUCCGGAAGCGGGAGGAGGCCAGCAGGGACAAGAAGAAGGCGGCGGCCUGCGCAUGCAGGGGCGUCCCGCUCGCCGGCUUCAACGCCUUCUGGUACUCGCACCACCUGCUCAUCGUCGUCUACCUCCUGCUCCUCGUCCACGGCUGGUUCAUGUUCCUCGUCGACAAGUGGUACCAGAGGACGACGUGGAUGUACAUUUCUGUGCCGCUGGCGCUUUACGUCGGGGAACGGACGCUACGGGCCUUCCGAUCCAAGGCCUACGCAGUCAAGAUUCUCAAGGUGUGCCUCCUGCCGGGGAACGUCCUGACCGUUACCAUGUCGAAGCCCUACGGGUUCCGCUACAGGAGCGGGCAGUACAUAUUCCUCCAGUGUCCAACAAUCUCCCCGUUCGAGUGGCACCCUUUCUCCAUCACCUCAGCUCCCGGAGACGACUGCGUCAGCGUCCACGUCCAGACCAGGGGCGACUGGACACAGGAGCUCAAGCGCAUCUUCGUCGAGAACUACUUCACGCCGUGCGUGCCCAGACGGGCUGCCUUCGGGGACCUAGGCGCGGUGGACCACAAGACCAAGAGCCCGCCGAGGUUGCUGGUCGACGGCCCCUACGGCGCCCCCGCGCAGGACUUCAGGAACUACGACGUGCUGCUCCUCGUCGGCCUCGGGAUCGGCGCCACGCCCUUCAUCAGCAUCCUCAGAGACCUCCUCAACAACAUCAAGCUGGCCGACGAGCUCAUGGACCUGGCAAUGGAGACCGGCCGGGCCGAGGACAGCGCCAGCAACCUGAGCGCGUCGACGGCGAGCGGCGGCGGCAACAAGAGGAGGGCGUACCGAACGACCUGCGCCCACUUCUACUGGGUCACGAGGGAGCCUGGGUCGUUCGAGUGGUUCAAGGGGGUGAUGAACGAGGUCGCCGAGAUGGACAAUAAGGGUGUCAUUGAGCUGCACAACUACCUGACAAGCGUGUACGAGGAGCGAGACGCGAGGACGACUCUGCUGUCCAUGGUGCAGGCCCUCAACCACGCCAAGCAUGGCGUCGACAUUGUGUCAGGGACAAGGGUCAGGACACAUUUUGCAAGGCCUAACUGGAAAGAAGUAUUUACGAGGAUAGCGUCCAAGCACCCAAAUUCUACAGUCGGGGUAUUUUACUGUGGGAGACCUACACUUGCCAAAGAACUGAAGAAACUGUCACUUGACAUGAGCCACAGAACGGGAACCCGAUUUGAUUUCCACAAGGAGUACUUCUGAUGGAAAAUACAAGUGCCCCUGAUUUCUUUUAGUACUAGAAGAUACAGAUAAAAAAAUUCACAAAUUUUGCGUAGAAGCGAACUGAUCCUCUUUCACAGUAUGUAAAUGUACAUGGUAUAAAGCAGAGAGUAGUUAGAAACGUUUUUUUUUCUUUCUUAACCAAAUGGGAGGGUGAAAAUAUGUCCUGCGCUUUCAGACAGCCAUUGGUUACUGCAGAUAUAACUGUAUAGAUCAUAUCAUUGUAUGCUAAGCAUGCAAGAGACUUGAGGCCAACAAUCUGAAUGCGUAUCACUCAAUUAACUGGUCGUGUUUACUUUA